Mastomys coucha (southern multimammate mouse) is the source of this 426-nucleotide messenger RNA. RefSeq names its product zinc finger protein 431-like. Gene Ontology annotation, biological process: regulation of DNA-templated transcription. Bases 1 to 426 code for a protein of 141 amino acids. NCBI's taxonomy places the organism in Eukaryota, Metazoa, Chordata, Mammalia, Rodentia, Muridae. The transcript is spliced from 3 exons. The record is from RefSeq and is a predicted model, not a curated record.
AUGAUAACUAUCAUAAUCGACUCAGGCAAGCUCCAAAGUUGCGACCUGGAUGCAUUGACCUAUGAUGAUAUGCAUGUGAACUUCACUCAAGAAGAAUGGGCUUUGCUGAAUCCUUCACAGAAGAGUCUCUACAAAGAUGUGAUGUUGGAGACCUACAGGAACCUCAAUGUUGUAGGCUAUAAUUGGGAAGACCACAAUAUUGAAGAACAUUGUCAAAGUUCCAGAAGACAUGGAAGGCAUGAAAGAAGUCGUACUGGAGAGAAACCCUCUGAAAAUAUUCAGUGCACCUACAAGUUUCAGAAUAUUUCUUAUCCAGUGUGGUCAUCUGAUCUACAAAAUGAAACAAGCAAGAGGCUCCCUCAGCUGAGGACACAGAGCUGUCACAGAAACCUAGGAAUUCAUGAAGCCAUUGACCAUCUAGCAUGA